UAAUGCCCUCCAAUCGAUCUGAGCAUUAGAUCGCAUAAUGCUGCUGCUGCUGCUGCUGAUCGGUGCCGUUGUCGGCUACGAUGGCAGUGUCAACUACUGGCAGGCCUUUGCUCCCGGCAAGCUGCUCCAGCGCCUGGACGCACUCACGCUCGACGAUGACGCCUCCGCCUUGACGUCCACGCCACCAUCAUCAAGCUCCCCACUUGUGGUCGCUGCGCAGCCCAAGCUGGAUGAGGCAGCAGCCGAUGAUGAUGAUGAUGUGGAGGUGGAGGGUGAGGAUGAGGAGGCAACUGAGCUUGAUGACAAUGUGGAUGAUGACAUAGAAGCGCACGAUGUCGACAGCACAGAGGGAUUGUCUGGCGAGGAUUACGAACGCAACUACGAGCAAUUUGUGCGUCAAUACUUUGAUCGCGUCGAGCAGGACGAUGAUAAUGAUGAUGACGGCGACGGCGACGAGGAUCAUGUUGAGGAGCACGAAGCGACGCUGGAUGACAGCAUCGAAACUCAAGCGGAGGCCAGCAAUGUGCAGCGACAGCAGAAGCCCAAGGAGAAGUGCCGGCGUGUGCGGCGCCAGGAUCAAUUGUGCACCAUUUGCCGCGAGCCGCGCAACAAUGAAGUCUCGGAGACGUGCAGCUACUCGCACGAGGCGCAACCGGAGCAGUAUGCCUAUGGCAGUGGCAGCCAGUAUAAACGAUAUCGCGACAAGCAGCCCGUGGAGAAGCGUCACACGACGAUUGUCCAGCCAGCAGACACCGGCAGCAGCAGCAGUCUCUGUGUGCGUCGUCUGCUGGGCAAGAGCAUCUGCUACGAGUGCAAGGACAGCGGUGGCAAGCGCAUGAAUCGCUGCUACGAUGCGGCCAGCAGCAAGAAGCGCACCAGCAGCAAGCCGCGUGGUCGCCAAUCGGAGCAGGAGCAGCGCAUCUACAAGCGCACCAUCAGCUACAGCUACAGCCAGGACGAACAGCAUCCCGAUCCCGAUCCCAUCCGCUCGAGCAUAACUCCGCCGAUCCCCGUUGUCACUGCGUCACCGUCGCCAUCGCCAGCAUCAGUUGGACGCAGACUCACCAAGCUGCUGCGACGACGCACUCCAAUCCUUCCGCGAAUCGCUGAGCAGUGAAAGAUGUCCUUGCAAGCUUUUUGUUUUUUUUUUUUUAGCUCUAACUUAGUGUAGCUAAGUGCUUUAAUCCUUAUAUUCCUUUUAUCAACAACUUUCUUAUUGCUUAUUUCGAAAUAAAAGAUAUCAAUAAGAAUCAUCUUAAUUUUCAUGCUGUCAAAAUACCUUUUAAAAAGUUUAUCUAUUCCCUA
Messenger RNA from Drosophila albomicans, 1305 nucleotides. RefSeq names its product myelin transcription factor 1-like protein. The record is from RefSeq and is a predicted model, not a curated record. NCBI's taxonomy places the organism in Eukaryota, Metazoa, Arthropoda, Insecta, Diptera, Drosophilidae. The coding region runs from base 38 to 1117 and encodes 359 amino acids. The transcript has a single exon.